Daphnia magna is the source of this 1829-nucleotide messenger RNA. It is a transcript of the gene fbl, whose product is annotated as pantothenate kinase 3. The coding region runs from base 240 to 1454 and encodes 404 amino acids. NCBI's taxonomy places the organism in Eukaryota, Metazoa, Arthropoda, Branchiopoda, Diplostraca, Daphniidae. The transcript has 8 exons. Gene Ontology annotation, biological process: coenzyme A biosynthetic process. Gene Ontology annotation, cellular component: nucleus; cytosol. Gene Ontology annotation, molecular function: ATP binding; pantothenate kinase activity. The record is from RefSeq and is a predicted model, not a curated record.
UAAGAAAAAACAAGAAAACUUUCUAUAUCUAUCGAACCACCCGAAUCCCGUCUUCUAUUGGUGGUUGAAUCGCAAGUUACGAUGCGGAUGGCCACUGUAGUAGUAGUAUAACCCAAACUGAUGCGCUACCGCCGUUGUAACUUUAAGUAGAGGAAUUUUUAACUUUUCCCAGUGCUGUGUUUAUAUCAAAUAAUUACCCAGGCAUCAGGAAAACACCUGAAAAUUUUGUGCAUUAACAGAUGUCUUCCAAUGAAAAAACUGAAAAUGGUUGCACAACAGAUGGUCCACAGGUUUCUAAUGGACAUAUUACAGGUUCUGCAGUUGCACGCUCACCAAGCAUGCCUUGGUUUGGAAUGGACAUUGGUGGAACUUUAGUAAAAUUAGUGUACUUUGAGCCAACCGAUAUUGCCCCAGAGGAAGAAAAUGUUAGUUCUUCAGAGGUUGAAACCCUUCAUAAUAUACAAAAAUACCUUACAAGUAACAAUGCAUAUGGAGAGACAGGCCAUAGAGACAUUCAUUUGCAGAUGAGCUCUAUUCCAAUGGGAAACAGAGUAGGAACUUUACAUUUCAUAAGGUUUCCUACCUCUGAAAUGGAGCAAUUUCUUCAGCUUGCCAAAUCAAAAGGAUUUGCUUCUCUAUCUUCAACAAUUUGUGCUACAGGUGGAGGAGCAUACAAAUUUGAAAAAGACUUUUUAAGGGUUGUCCAUUUAAACCUGCAUAAAUCAGAUGAACUGGAAUGUCUUAUAGGUGGGCUUUUGUACAUUGAGGAAAUUAAUCCUACUGAGGUUUACUAUUGGGAAAACCCAACAGACGAGAGCACUUGUGUCAAAAAGACGUACAAUUUCAAGGAUCCAUAUCCGUUUUUGCUAGUAAAUAUCGGUUCAGGGGUGAGCAUACUCGCAGUUUACGGUCCAAAUAAUUUCAAAAGGGUCACUGGUACCAGCUUGGGUGGUGGAACUUUCUUGGGACUGUGCUGUUUACUCACCGGAUGCCAAUCUUAUGAAGAAGCUAUCGCUCUCGCUGCCGCUGGUGACUCAACGAAAGUUGAUAAGAAAGUACGAGAUAUUUACGGCGGUGACUAUGACCGGUUCGGCUUAGACGGCAAUAUUGUUGCAAGUAGUUUUGGCCAAAUGAAUUUGCCAGACCGACGAGCCGAGGUUUCCAAAGAAGAUCUAGCCCGUGCAACACUAGUAACCAUUACUAACAACAUAGGCUCAAUCACACGAAUGUGUGCCCUUAAUGAAAAAAUAGAAAGAGUAGUUUUUGUUGGCAACUUUCUUCGAGUUAACACGUUGUCGAUGAAACAGUUAGCGUACGCUAUGGAUUUUUGGUCCAAUGGUGCUCUGAAAGCCCUAUUUCUCGAACACGAAGGUUACUUUGGUGCCGUCGGCUGCUUGUUGAGACUCGUGCACAUACAACCGACAUGUCUGCCUCCCAAAGAGCACGAUUCUUAGUUCGUCAUUGUAUAUGACAUGCAAGUUCAAAGAUACUGCUAGAUUCUGUUUUCUGCCAAGGAAAUUCCAGCACAACAUUCUCAGCUCAGACAAUAAUGUUAAAUUUUCUUAUGUAGCGUAGCUGCUCAUUUUUUGAGCAUUUCCCUCCCCCACCAUCUCUUUAAAUGCCAGCAAAAAAUUGGCAGCCAUAAAACCAAAAAGACAGUAGAUUUAUAUGUAUCACUCUUCCAAUUGACAUUGAUUUUUCUGUACAAAAUUUGGGUCUUUAUUGUUAUUUCUUAAUGAGCCAGAUUUUUGACCAGUUUAUUAAAUAUGUCGAAAGUGUAUAACCGUCACACCACUCGGGGCAAUUACAGCUUGUAUUGGGAUAGCGUU